ACUGAACAUUCAACUGAACUUGUUAUGAAACUUGCUGAACAACAAAUGCGCCUAGAUAAAAAGUUUUACAACGGACAUGGACUGAAAAAGAGACCAUGUAUUAUUUCCGGUGACACUUCGAAGACAUUCUCGCGGCCAGGCUCGAAGAACACCGGACUUGUCCCAAUCGUUCUUAUGGCUACUUUUGCGGGCAGCUCCCUCAAUACAUUGUCCAGCAUGCAUCAAUGCUUUUCUGCCCCGGUUCUUACUACUGGCCAAAAUCAACAUUUCCGUGACUAUUUUUCUUACGUUCAUCCCUUUGAGCAGGGAUUGAUUACGGAAAAACGUUUUAUUUCGACAAUACCUGAAUGGAAAUCAAAUCACAGGAAUGCACAGCAGUACAUUAUUUGUUAUGAGUAUAUGGUGCCAACCUCCCAAAUUAAAGCAUGGCGUUGCUCAAGUGCCGCGGAAUAUGCCCUAGAUGAUGAUAAUCAAUUCAAGUUGACAACACUCUGCAAAAGGAAGAGGCAGGGAUGGAUUAGAGCUUUGAAGUUGCAUCCACAGUUCUAUCAUAACAUGGUCACCGAUUUACUGGAUUUUAGACACUCUUCGAAUUGUGAAGAAAAACAUUUGUUUGAUUCGUGCACUUCUUACAUGAAUAAAGGGUAUCAGAGCCGUGACAAUUAUAAGAGUUCAAGGGUCACUGUAAAUGAACAGGCGAUGAGUGCCUUGUAUGAAACAGACAGUCCAACCAAUAUCACUCCAUUCCAAACAACAGAGGGCAUAAUGCCUCCUCAAUUAGUGUCGAAGUCCUGUUUAUUCACAUGGUCUCCAGAGCCUGAUUCAACAGAAUAUACGGAAUUAGAUUGGAGCCCGAGAAAUGACUCGGAGCAACCUGAAUUACUAUUGAAGCCUGACUACAAUUCAAGCAGGACUUUCAUAUCAAACGCCAACUUGCAGCUGAAGCAAAAUAAUAAAAGUCAUAUCGAAAUAUCUUCGAGAGAUUCAUUGAUCUCAAGUAAUUUCCGGUUCCCGAUGGAUAAAUCAUCUUCUCAAAUCUCGAUUGAGAGGCCGCCCUCUGAAAGAUCCUACCAAUCAACGUGGUCCGUGGUGUCAAGUAAACGCGGAAGGAAGGGGAGGAGGAUGUCCGGGGCAGGUUUGAACUUCACAAAGCGGUUUGGCAUAAGCAAGGUUCAGAAGGACUAAGAACUUGUGUAUAAACCUAUCGUCAUUGGGUAGAAAGGUCGAAUAUUUUUUUCCUGUUCUGUUCUGUUUUGUUGCAUUAUUGUUAAAGUAUACGCAGUAGUCUAGGCUCAUUUAAUAGCAUACAUACAUCGCAUGCUGACCCAGUGCUGACCAGUGUUGAAUCAUUUCGCAUGGAGUGACUUGAGUAGCCUUGGCAUCAACGACAAAAUCGUCAAUC
This is a messenger RNA of Lentinula edodes (shiitake mushroom), 1402 nucleotides long. RefSeq lists its product as uncharacterized. The record is from RefSeq and is a predicted model, not a curated record. The transcript has 7 exons. Lineage: Eukaryota; Fungi; Basidiomycota; Agaricomycetes; Agaricales; Omphalotaceae. Bases 25 to 1185 code for a protein of 386 amino acids.